ACAAUGGCUUGCGAAUUCUUUAAGCUUGAACGAUGGCCGAUUCACGCGGCUUCAAGCCAAUAAACCAGUUGUGGCAGAGCGCGACAGUGUCGACGGAUCAGGAUUCGGAGUGUCUCUACGAGGAGAUCCCGGGCCGGUCCCAGGAUACGGACCGGCCGGCUGGUGCCGCCGUUGGGCAGCAGGGGGAGGAGGAAGAACAGCUGGAGGAGGAGGAGGAGAAUAUCGGCGGCAGCAGGAGGAGCCUCGAUUUCGGGGUACAGGUUGGAGAUAGCGACUUCUGGGGUGAGUCUGCCCGGGAGGAGAUCAUCGUUAGGAGCGGUACCAUCCCCCGUAGCAGGACCGACGGCGGCGCGAGGUCGCGUAGCGGAUCGGCUGAUCGACGACCAACGGAUCGGCCGCGUCAGCGGGACGUUGUCGUCGUCAGGGUGGAGGAGGAGGCGCGCUAUGCCGCGCGCAGGAGUCACGUGGAGCCCGGAACAGGCGCCAUACUGCCGCCUCCUGCGGCUACCGGCCACAAGCUGACCAGGGGGCGAACCAGCGCUAGCAACACCGUCGCCCGGUACUUGCAUUCAGCCAGCACGAACGCCUCGGCGGCACACUACCAUCACCAUCAUCACGGCCAGCUGCACGGCCAGUAUCCCCCCGGCGGCAGGACGACCGGCAGGCAGCACCGCCAUCAUCACCCUAGCCGCGGCUCGUACAGUAAUGAGACGCAGGAAGAGGUACAGGAGGACGAUGAAGCCACUCUACGGGAGUUGCUCGUAAGUCUGCAGAAACAGGUCAGCGUUAUGAGUAUGAACCUGAGUGCCAAGCUGGACGAGCUGCAGCGGGGUGACCGCCAGCUGGAGACCACCGUCGCUCUCUGCGAGAUCCGCACGCAGCUGCAGGAGCUCACGAAGAGCGUAGAGUCUUGUCAGAGCGAGGUCAGCGAGGUGAAACGGGACAUGGUCACGAUUAAGCAAGAACUAGAUACGGUACAGCAGGUCAAGGAAGAGAUAGAGGAAUUACGAGAGUACGUGAAUCGACUGGAAGAGCACUCCCAUCGGCGAAAACUUAGGCUACUGGAGCAGGGACUGACGCUUUUCCUGUCGUACGCGAUAUUAGCAGCCGUAUUGGGAAUGUUGCAGUUUGGAUACAACACUGGAGUGAUUAACGCGCCUGAAGUGAACAUAGAGAAUUUUAUGAAAGAUGUGUACAAGGAUAGGUACGGGGAGGAUAUUUCGGAUGAUUCUGUUAAGACGUUAUACUCCGUGGCCGUGAGCAUAUUCGCGAUCGGUGGUAUGGUGGGUGGUUUCAGUGGAGGGACAAUUGCCAACAGAUUUGGCAGAAAGGGAGGCUUACUGCUAAACAACGUGCUGGGCAUCGUGGGGGCGUGCCUGAUGGGUUUCACGAAACUUGCUGAGUCGUACGAGAUGCUGUUUUUUGGACGGUUUAUCAUCGGUGUUAAUUGCGGCUUGAACACCUCAUUGGUUCCCAUGUACAUAUCGGAAAUAGCGCCAUUGAACCUGAGAGGCGGCCUAGGCACGGUGAACCAGCUCGCUGUUACGGUGGGCCUCCUGGUCUCCCAGGUGCUGGGCAUCGAGCAAAUCCUUGGAACAAACGAGGGUUGGCCCGUUCUCUUAGGACUAGCUAUCUGUCCUGCCAUUCUACAGCUACUGCUGCUUCCAGUAUGCCCGGAAUCUCCAAGAUAUUUGCUCAUUACUAAACAGUGGGAGGAAGAGGCUCGAAAAGCUUUGAGAAGGUUGAGAGCCAGUAACCAAGUAGAAGAAGACAUUGAGGAGAUGAGAGCGGAGGAACGAGCUCAACAAGCUGAGUCCACGAUAUCAAUGACAGAGCUUAUAUGCAGUCCAACUCUAAGAGCACCUCUCGUUAUUGGUGUGGUUAUGCAACUUUCGCAGCAGCUUUCGGGUAUCAAUGCCGUAUUUUAUUAUUCCACGAAUCUGUUCACUAGUUCUGGUUUAACGGACGAGAGUGCCAAGUUUGCAACCAUUGGCAUAGGUGCCAUCAUGGUUUGUAUGACGCUAGUGUCUAUCCCACUCAUGGAUAGGACAGGAAGGCGUACGUUGCACUUGUAUGGUCUUGGUGGCAUGUUUAUCUUUUCAAUAUUCAUCACAAUUUCGUUUCUCAUAAAGGAGUUCUUUGGCUAUGUGCAGGAAAUGAUCGACUGGAUGUCCUACAUCUCGGUAGUGUCGACCUUGUGCUUCGUCGUAUUCUUCGCUGUGGGACCCGGAUCUAUACCUUGGAUGAUCACAGCGGAGCUGUUCUCGCAAGGCCCUAGACCAGCCGCCAUGUCCAUAGCGGUUCUCGUCAAUUGGAUGGCUAAUUUUUUGGUUGGCAUCGGUUUUCCAAGCAUGAAGAGUAGCCUUGAAAACUACACGUUCCUACCGUUCAGUGCAUUUCUAGCCAUCUUCUGGAUCUUCACCUACAAGAAGGUUCCUGAGACCAAGAAUAAAACAUUCGAAGAGAUUCUAGCUUUAUUCAGGCAUGGUAACGACAGGAGCAGCUUGCGGGACAGCAGACUUUAUGGGAGCAUGCUAAACUGUGUGAAUGCAUUAGAGGGACACAUACCGCCAGCAGAGAGCGCAGCCCUGAUGGUGGCAGAGGAGAAGCCACAUCCUGAUUCAUUAUAAUUCAGAAAAUGCAGAGACGUCAAAGUGCUGGUUAUACGACAGUCAAACUAUACAUUGUGCCGCUUCACGCUACGACAAGACACACGCGAGCGGUCAUAGCGGGAACACUAUUUAAAUUUUAUUCACCUUUUCGCGUUGACAACAGCUAAUCAGGAAAGAAAAUAUGAUGAAGUAGAUCGACACCAGUGUGCCAUAUCGAGAACAAAAAAACCUUUAAUCUG
Cyphomyrmex costatus is the source of this 2851-nucleotide messenger RNA. RefSeq names its product Glucose transporter 1 (gene Glut1). Gene Ontology annotation, cellular component: membrane. Lineage: Eukaryota; Metazoa; Arthropoda; Insecta; Hymenoptera; Formicidae. Gene Ontology annotation, molecular function: hexose transmembrane transporter activity. The coding region runs from base 33 to 2630 and encodes 865 amino acids. Gene Ontology annotation, biological process: monosaccharide transmembrane transport. The transcript is spliced from 14 exons. The record is from RefSeq and is a predicted model, not a curated record.